Exophiala xenobiotica is the source of this 1353-nucleotide messenger RNA. RefSeq names its product homogentisate 1,2-dioxygenase. The transcript is spliced from 2 exons. The record is from RefSeq and is a predicted model, not a curated record. The coding region runs from base 1 to 1353 and encodes 450 amino acids. Gene Ontology annotation, molecular function: homogentisate 1,2-dioxygenase activity. Gene Ontology annotation, biological process: L-phenylalanine catabolic process. Lineage: Eukaryota; Fungi; Ascomycota; Eurotiomycetes; Chaetothyriales; Herpotrichiellaceae. Gene Ontology annotation, cellular component: cytoplasm.
AUGCCCUUUACAAAAUUCGAGAUACCAGAGAAAUAUGCGUACCAGACUGGUUUCCUUGCCAAUUUGGAAACGGAGGCCAUCCCAGGAGCAUUGCCAAUCGGGCAGAAUUCGCCUCAAAAAUGUCCCUAUGGCCUUUACGCAGAGAAGAUCUCGGGCACUGCAUUCACGGCACCGCGUUGGGAGAAUCAGCAGACAUGGGUGUAUCGCAUAAUUCCAUCAGCAUCCCACGCCGCAUUUGAGGCUCUACCUUCUGACAGCAGACUGGAAGCAAAGUUCAACUACAUUCCCGACCAACUCCGAUGGGAUCCUUUUGAUGUAAACCCCGAUGUCGACUGGGUCCAAGGCUUGAAUAUGGUCGCGGGGUCGGGAGAUCCUGCUCUCAAGAAUGGCGUCGCUUACUAUAUCUAUGGCGCUACCCGGUCAAUGGCUGAAAAGACUGCCUUUUAUGAUGCUGACGGCGACAUGCUUGUUGUGCCGCAGCUGGGGGCGCUCGACAUCUGUUCGGAGAUGGGCCGGCUACUCGUUCGCCCGGGCGAGAUUUGUGUCUUGCCCCGUGGUAUUAGAUACCGGGUUGAUCUUGUCGACGGCCAGCACAUCAGGGGUUACGUGCUGGAGAUCUACAACGGCCACUUUCAGCUUCCCGAACUUGGACCAAUAGGUUCGAACUGCUUAGCAAACGCCCGAGAUUUCCAGAUCCCCGUCGCCGCAUUCACUCACGAUUCUAACUCGACGUGGACGAUGUACAACAAAUUUCGGGCGCAGCUCUUCUCUGCUAGCCAAAAUCAUACGCCGUUUGAUGUAGUUGCUUGGGAAGGGAGAUAUUACCCUUACAAGUACGAUCUGGGUCGCUUCAACACGAUCGGUACCAUUUCGUACGAUCACCCAGACCCAUCACUGAAUACUGUUCUCACUGCCACCUCUAACGCACAUCCCGGAACCGCCAUCGCAGACUUUGUCAUAUUCCCGCCUCGCUGGCUCGUGGCUGAGGACACAUUUAGGCCUCCUUCUUACCACCGUAAUUGCAUGAGCGAGUUCAUGGGCCUGAUUCAAGGUUCUUAUAUCGCCAAGGAGGGCGGCAAAGGGGGCUUCCAGGCAGCUGGGGCGAGCCUUCAUAACUGCAUGAGUAGCCACGGCCCAGAUGCUGCAGCAUUUGAUAAAGCCUCCAACGAGGAGCUGGUGCCUGUCAAAGCGGGGGUAGGGAGCAUGGCGUUCAUGUUCGAGAGUUGUUACAUGGUUGGGAUCACUGACUGGGGACUGACAAAAUGCUCCAAACUGCAGUCCCAGUAUCCCGAGGAAAGUUGGGGAGGACUUCGAGAUCAGUUCAAGCCGCCUAGGACGACAAAUGGGGCGUAG